Messenger RNA from Didymosphaeria variabile, 1440 nucleotides. RefSeq lists its product as uncharacterized. NCBI's taxonomy places the organism in Eukaryota, Fungi, Ascomycota, Dothideomycetes, Pleosporales, Didymosphaeriaceae. The transcript is spliced from 2 exons. The record is from RefSeq and is a predicted model, not a curated record. Bases 1 to 1440 code for a protein of 479 amino acids.
AUGUCGUCAUCCGCCCAUUCGCGCGCCAACAGCGGCCCCUCACCCUUGCUGGACAUCCCGCUCGAACUUCGCCAUCACAUCUUCAGCCAUGUCGCUGCCGCUCGUGAUAUUAAGCCGCGCUACACGCUGCGUUACUGGUUCGAGAAGGCCGACAUCCACGAGCAGAUUGCGGAUCACCUCAAGAACGACCCGGACGCGAACGUCACGUAUGCGGCCGGCUAUAAUAGUCGGUACGACGACGACGAGGAGGAGGAGCCCGAGGUGCAGGAUGAUGCGGCUGUAGACGAUAAUGCAGAGAAUGAAGAUGACGAAGGGCAGGAUGAGGACGAGGACGAUGGCAACCAGGAGCAGAACGAAGAUGGGCAGGAUGAGGACGAGCAAGACGGACACGAUGUUGAUGCUGCGGACGAGGACGAGGACAACAUCGACAACGAAGACGAGGACAUAUCUGGCCAGCAGGAUGCGACUGCUGACGGAGCUACAGCCGCGGCUAAUAUUGCGCAAGACGGCACUACCUUCACGGAUACGAUCCUGACCACCAAUCUCAAUCAGCGCGUUACAGAGGACACCGAGACAGAGUAUAAUCCACUCGAUCAUGACGUCCAGAAUGCCAUCAAUGCCGCCAAUAUCGCCAUGGCCGAGGCAGCAGAUGCUCAGGACGGGAGCGAGAAUGCUGUAGAAGAUCCAGAGGCAGCACAGGCCGUCCACGAUGCAAAUAUGGCUGACGCGGGCGGAAACUACACCACUGUUGGGAAUGGUCUCGCUGCUGGGGCAGAUACUGCUGCUGGGGAGAACGUUGUUGCUGCGACCGCUUCCCCGGAGCCCCCUGAGCCUAAGAUUAUCGUGGUCAAGCCCAACAGCAAGUGGCGCCAUGUCUCGAAGUUCAUGCGCCUCACGCAGUGCCCGCCGCUGGCCAACCUGUUUCUUAUCUCAAAGCAGCUCAACAUCGAAGCCAAGCAGUGGUUCUACGAUGUGGCGACAUUGAAGAUCGACGCCACCGCUUCAUUCCUGCACUUUACCUUCUUUGAACUUGCUCUGAACAAGCUAGCCGAAGCGCCUUUCUCCCCCAUGGAGAACAUCAAAAACGCCGAGAUCACUUUUGUUUGGGAUACUACCUGGAUACGGUCUGAAUCUGGCGGCUUCGCUGGCGCAGUCUUUCCCGUCUUUCUGAAGGACCGCGUCGACUUCAUCCUGGAAAUUUUACUCCGAGCUCCCGAGCUCAAGAAGGUCAAGAUCCACUGGUACGACUCUGCGCAAGACGACGGAGCCAUGCAACUGCGCGCCGACACUCUUGAGCCGUUCAUCUUGAACCUCAAGGCUGCAGUGGACACUGAAGACCACUACAUUGCGCCAGAUGCGAAGCCUCGUGCGAAGAGCCGCGCUGGCAAGCAGCGUCUGGAGUUCAAGGCCAUUAUCGAUAAUGGCUGCGAGACCUUCUAG